AUGUGCUGGGGCAUAUCAACACCAACACCCCCCUCCACCCCCUCCACUCCCCCCGCCGAAACCGACACUAUCAUAGCAGUCGCAAACGGCUUCCUCUCCGCGUUCAACACAAAAUCUCGAGUCGACUUUGAAAAACACUGCGUAUGUGCUGGUGGCAUGUCCCUUUCCCUCCCAUCAUCUACGGCCACAAAUUUGCGCUUCUGCACCAUCGGCUCUUUCAUCGAGUAUAUGGCGACAAUACAAGACAAUGUGGAUGAGCGGAUCUGGGAUCCAGAGGUCAAGUUGCAUGAGGGGAUCAAUCUUGCAGCUGUCUGGGCUCCUUUUCGAGCGAAGAUUAAUGGUGUUGUGGACCACGUUGGCGUGGAGCUUUUUGUCUUGCAUAAGAUUGAUGGGGAGUGGAAGGUCACUGGGUUGGCGUAUUCUUGCAGGAAGCCUACGGCAGAGGAGAUGGGGAUGGAGUAG
This is a messenger RNA of Penicillium verhagenii, 462 nucleotides long. RefSeq lists its product as uncharacterized. The transcript has a single exon. The record is from RefSeq and is a predicted model, not a curated record. NCBI's taxonomy places the organism in Eukaryota, Fungi, Ascomycota, Eurotiomycetes, Eurotiales, Aspergillaceae. The coding region runs from base 1 to 462 and encodes 153 amino acids.